GGAGAGUGUGCCAGUGCCGAGCGUUCCGUGCAGGUCUAUGGGGUGCGAGAAGGACACUGGGAGGCAUCACUGAUCUCCAUGCCGACACAGAGAGCCAAGAAGACAGAUGUGCGCACCCCAGGCACUCCCACCUUUUCUGUCUGUGGGGUGUAUUGGGAGCAGGGACCCCUGUGAGGCGCAGGGAAUGGGUGCCAGCUCGCAGUGAAACCUGAUCACAAAGCCUUAGCUGCAGGGACAUCCCAUUGAGGACUAUGGACCAGACCUACUGUAAGUAAGAGAUCGCUCAUCCAGCUGUUCUAUGGGCACAAUCGCACUGGAGCCAACUGCACCCAUGAGAGUAUGCCCCAUCUUACUUGAAAUCGCAGCGUCUGCAACGAUUUGCUGCUUCUUAUACACAGGCGUUUUGCUCUGCUCAGAAAACUUUUCUUUUCGAUAACAAGAGAGACUGUGGAUUUAUUUAUGGAGAGCCAGGGAUAAUAUAUUUAAUAUACUACAGCACUGUUUAUUUAUACAUAGAUUGCCAGCGGGAGGACUAGAAGCACACAGACAAGACUAGCCAGGAAGCCCAGCUGACAUGAGUCUGGUUGGGGGGUUUCCCCACCACCCGGUGGUGCACCAUGACGGUUAUCCUUUUGCAGCUGCCGCAGCUGCAGCCGCCAGUCGCUGCCACGAAGAGAACCCUUAUUUCCACGGCUGGCUAAUCAGCCACCCCGAGAUGUCUCCCCCCGACUACAGCAUGGCACCGUCCUACAGCCCAGAGUACGCCAAUGGCGCGGCCGGGCUGGACCACUCCCAUUACGGGGGUGUCCCGGGAAGCGGGGCAGGAGGCUUAAUGCAACGGCCUGUAAAGAGAAGGGGAACCGCUAACCGCAAGGAAAGGCGCAGGACUCAGAGCAUCAACAGCGCCUUCGCAGAACUGCGGGAGUGUAUCCCCAAUGUGCCAGCGGAUACUAAGCUCUCAAAGAUCAAAACUCUGCGCCUGGCCACCAGCUACAUUGCCUACCUCAUGGACCUGCUGGCCAAGGACGACCAGAAUGGAGAGACAGAGGCCUUUAAGGCAGAGAUCAAAAAGACAGAUGUGAAGGAGGAGAAAAGGAAGAAAGAACUGAACGAACUUUUGAAAAGCACAGUUUGCAGUAACGAUAAGAAAACCAAAGGCAGGACUGGUUGGCCGCAACAUGUCUGGGCUCUGGAGCUUAAACAGUGACCCUCUGGGACUGCAGGAGAGGAGCCUCUCUAUGUAUCUGUACGUGUCCUAAAAUAAUAACUCUGUAUUUGGAAUGGUCCAUUUUUAUUUAUGUGCAAUUUUCCCAAGGACCCACCCAAUGUGGAUCUCCGCAGAGAAACAUUCCAGAAAGUGAAGAGGAGUCUGCAGGUUGGUACAGGGGCUGUGUCUGUCUGUCGCAGUUUGUGAUUGUUACAGUAAUUUCUCUGUCGCAAAAACAAAAGACUCCCUGGCAUUACUGUGUAUGUGAAGUGUAUCCCUUUCUUACAAAAAAUAAUAAACAAAGUGGCCUCUUUUGGUUAGAGAUCUUCCUCGGAUGCUACAAAAGUCAGUUCCUUCAGAAACAGCUGCGACUUUGUUUCGGUUGCGUUAUUAACCCUUCCCAUGCCGCGGGCAGAAAUACGCACUUUCUUCUUUUUUUCCCGUUUAUAUUUUGCGUUCCUGUGGCGAGAGGAAGGAUUUCAUGUUGCCAGAUCAUUUGGUGACACUGAAACAUUUGAAGGUGUUUUCAUCAAGUUGUUUUUGUGCACUUCUGUCCAGAUAUGUGGAGUUUAAAUAUUUGAAGGUGUAAAAAUGUUGUAAGUGAUCAAUAAACCACUGAGUGUUUUUUUUUAUUUUGUUUA
Molecule: messenger RNA, 1848 nt
Organism: Xenopus tropicalis (tropical clawed frog)
Lineage: Eukaryota; Metazoa; Chordata; Amphibia; Anura; Pipidae
Gene: hand2
Product: heart and neural crest derivatives expressed 2
Biological process (GO): animal gross anatomical part developmental process
Cellular component (GO): nucleus
Molecular function (GO): protein dimerization activity
Source: RefSeq, marked provisional